AGACCGGUUGUGUGAGUUGGAGCUCGGCGUUAAGCUGGCUAGCUGGCACGGGCUGGUUGGUCCUUCGGUUGAUGGUAGCCAUGGCUCGAGUUGCUGCGCUGUUGCUUUUGCCGGUUCUCAUUGAAUCGGUCUUUUCAAUCUCAUUCUUUUUGCCGGUGAACACCAGAAAGUGUUUACGAGAGGAGAUCCACAAAGACGUCCUGGUGACGGGAGAGUAUGAAAUCAGCGAGCAGGCGAACACCAAAACUAACCUGAAGAUCACAGACUCUUCCAGCCACACUCUGUACUCCAAGGAAGAUGCAACAAAGGGAAAGUUUGCGUUCACCACGGAGGACUACGACAUGUUUGAAGUUUGCUUUGAAAGUAAAUCGCCCAUGGGAACUGGAAGAGUGCCGGACCAGCUGGUCAAUCUGGACAUGAAACAUGGUGUGGAGGCCAAAAACUAUGAAGAGAUCGCAAAAGUGGAGAAACUGAAACCUCUUGAAGUUGAGCUGAGGCGGCUGGAAGACCUGUCGGAGUCCAUCGUGAACGACUUUGCUUAUAUGAAGAAGAGAGAGGAGGAGAUGCGGGACACCAACGAGUCCACAAACACACGCGUGCUGUACUUCAGUAUAUUCUCCAUGUGCUGUCUCAUUGGACUGGCUACAUGGCAGGUCUUCUACCUGCGGCGCUUCUUCAAGGCAAAGAAGCUGAUCGAGUAGAUCCAGUCCCCUGGCUCCUGCCUGCCAGUCAGCAAACACAUCCCAGCAUCCACCCUUCUUGGACUAGCUUCAACAAAACAGCAAGCGGGGUUGAGGGGCUCUAGUUUUUAAGGUUGAGUGUGUCAAGGUUUUCUCGAUGGGGAGGAAUCUGCUUGUUUAGUAGCUGGAAUCACUAAAAGCUCUGCAGACAGAGACAUGGCUCGCUGCGUUUCUCUCUGUAUUGCUUUUAUUGCUGCAGCUCACUGAAUUAGAUCUUGUUCCUUCGAUCAGUUCGAUAGCUUUUUUUAUUAUUAUUUGGAGCUCGGUUUGAGUGGAUGUGCCAUGACUGAAUGUUUCUGCCCUUCUGUUGGAAUAUGUUCUUUGCCACGCCACACAAACUAGAUCCUCGGUGCCCUUUUCUCAAGCGGAGCCUCUUUGAAAAUAUGGUUUGUUGUUACUUUAAAAUGAUUGGCAACCACUGAAGCUUUGUAUUGUGUCACCUAAAUAACAUACAUGUAUUUAACAGUAUAUUUAGUUUAUUUUUCACAAUGUAAUUGCCACUUAGUUGCUUUUACUGGUAUCUUUUCUGUUGUGGAGGGUUUCUGUUCUGGUUAUUUUCUUCAAUGGAAAACCUUUUUUUUUUCUAAUUCUUAUUUUUUCUUUUUUUUGGGGCGCUCUUGCGUUUUCAGGUUGUUUCUGGAACAAAUCCUGUUUUCACUCCCACGUAAUUUCUAUGAUACAUUUAUGCAAGUUUCUCUUGUUAGAACUUAGGGGUCAGAGGUUGUGACAAGAAAUGAAAAGUUGUCCGAACAUUUGUUCUUUCGCUUUACAUUCUUUGUUUCAUUAUACAUGUGAAGUUUUCAGAUUCAGUUCCCAGUAACUAUCCUUGCAGAUCCAUCCAGUGUUCUUGGUUUGAUUUUUUUUUUCUUUACAAACGUUUGAGGCUAGUGGGUUGUUGAUGGUAGAAGUGGGCGUAAAUGUGGGUUGUUGCAGAUAAUUUUUUUUUUUUUGGUCGGGGAAUAAUUGAGGCUGUCCUGGUACAGUUUUAACAAUGAAACCUGCGCAUUCAGCGCAGUCAGUGAUUUUUAUGUUAUAAAUUUUUGUAAAUUUGUGUUGGACUUUUAUUCAAUAAAAUAUUGGAUGGAUUUACAUGAGUUA
Austrofundulus limnaeus is the source of this 1838-nucleotide messenger RNA. RefSeq names its product transmembrane p24 trafficking protein 10 (gene tmed10). Lineage: Eukaryota; Metazoa; Chordata; Actinopteri; Cyprinodontiformes; Rivulidae. The record is from RefSeq and is a predicted model, not a curated record. The coding region runs from base 72 to 701 and encodes 209 amino acids. The transcript has 5 exons.